AAAAUAUCAUUGCACUGGUUCGCCGAAACUCCGGGUAUUUCUCAAUGUUACGAUGCACAAGGACGAAGUGUGGGUAAAGUAGUGGCUGACAAGACCGGUAAUACGGUUAUAUACAAUGACAAAGAUGUACCAAUCGCAACGGGUACAGUGCAAAAACUGGGUGAUCGCUCAUAUCAGGCAGUGAUAAGUAAGAAUUUGUUCAUCGCAAAACUGAAAGACGCACGGACGUCGGCAUGUUGUCGAGAGGUCAACGGACAACCAUGCAUUGAGCCAAUUAAAGUCGCCAAUCCAUCCUUCCACCACUCAUCGGAACGUGAAGGCGAUGGCACGCUGAAGUUGACUUGGCCGGAUUGUUUCGAUAUGUCCAUUGAUGUCACUUUACCACCAAGUUCGUUGUCAUUCUUUGCUCGGAUAUCGUCAUUACUUUCUGUCUCGGAUUUGGCCAGUGCCAUAAUGGUAAUGAUACUGAUAAUCAGUAUUUGUUUUCAAGAGGUGCACAUAAACCGACUCGCAAUGAAACUUGAUGUUAUGGUGCAACCGAUCGGCAAAUUACGUUGCAUGGAUGUGGCAACCUGCGGCCGAGAAUGCUUUUACUGUGACUGGUGCAAGAACACAAGGAAGCUGAAAUUGUUGGAGAACACGGACGGAAACCUAUGUCGUGCCACUGAUGAGCGCACCUAUCGUUUGACUGUAAAACUUUGCCCACCACCCGAGGAUCCAAAUUUCACGAUGUGUUCGGCGUUCUCGAAAUCAGUAUGGCAAAAAGACUAUUGGCAGAAACAAGGCGCCAUUGACAUCUGGAUGAAAUUCUACGAGAGAGGCGACACACGUGCUGAGGUAUUCACUAAAUCGCAUAAUCAAGGCUCGUACACUCCAACCAAUUCAGAGCUGUUGGAAUAUUGGGUUUCCAAACGGAAUCCGGAUCGUCUGUUGGCCUGUGAACACUCAGUGGUAGACUAUGAAAUUGAAGGUGCUAAAGUGAAAACAAAUCUUCUUUUCGAAGCAGCCACCACAGCGAAUUCGUUGCCAAACAUCUUCAAAGACAAGAAAUGUGCUGCAUUCGAACGGCUUCAAGAGAAUCGAUUCCAAGCUGAGGCAAAAGAAUACAGACGUAAAAAUGGUGCUUCGAGUAUAUUCGGUGGUUUCGGUAACUUCUUCCCUUGGGAGAAUAAACAGGGCGCAACUCGACAAUAA
Anisakis simplex (herring worm) is the source of this 1194-nucleotide messenger RNA. NCBI's taxonomy places the organism in Eukaryota, Metazoa, Nematoda, Chromadorea, Rhabditida, Anisakidae. The record is from the annotation of a GenBank genome assembly.